UGUGGGAAGGAGUGGUAAGGCUGAGACACUCUGGAGGUACAGGCGGGGCUCGGGAGGAGGCCGUUCUUCCACACAUAGCACUGUUAAACUUUUCAGAAAUACCGUUUCUCUCCCAUUACAUUUUGCCCUUCUGGGCUCACAUGGAUUUCAUAGAGCGCUGGUCACCAGAGACGGGGUCUUGGAAUGCCCGAUCCUCCAGUGCAAGCCCCUUUAGUCCUGCGGACUCGUACCAGGGCCCAUUUUCUUUCUCCCAGCUCCUUUCCUCCUUCCUGCAUGGUUUGGCCUGUCCUUGCCGGGCCCAUCUGGGGCAGGGCUGUCCCAGCCCAAUAACAAGUCCCUGUCUCCCAAGCCGGUGUCUGCAAUUCCGCUCCUCCCUCCUGCGCUGGCCGUUCUGUGUGUGUGACUCACCUCCUCUUCUGUUUAAAGCUGCCCACUUCAUUCAUCAUAGACAGCAGUUCAUCUUUCCAGACAUUUCGGCCUUUGCACAGGCAGCCCCACUCCCCGAAGCUGCCGACAGUACCCGGCUUAACGACCAGCCGAAAGCAGACGUGUUGGAGGCUCACGAAGCAGAGGCUGAGGACCCAGAGGCUGGCAAGUCAGAGGCAGAAGACGAUGAGGACGAGGUGGACGACUUGCCGAGCUCUCGCCGGCCCUGGCGAGGCCCCAUCUCUCGCAAGGCCAGCCAGACCAGUGUGUACCUGCAGGAGUGGGACAUCCACUUCGAGCAGGUAGAGCUGGGCGAGCCCAUCGGUCAGGGCCGCUGGGGCCGGGUGCACCGCGGCCGCUGGCAUGGCGAGGUGGCCAUUCGCCUGUUGGAGAUGGACGGCCACAACCAGGACCACCUGAAGCUCUUCAAGAAAGAGGUGAUGAACUACCGGCAGACGCGGCACGAGAACGUGGUGCUCUUCAUGGGGGCCUGCAUGAACCCGCCCCACCUGGCCAUCAUCACCAGCUUCUGCAAGGGGCGAACAUUGCACUCGUUUGUGAGGGACCCCAAGACUCUCGACAUCAACAAGAUGAGGCAGAUCACUCAGGAGAUCAUCAAGGGCAUGGGGUAUCUUCAUGCCAAGGGCAUCAUACACAAAGACCUCAAAUCCAAGAACAUCUUCUAUGACAACGGCAAGGUGGUCAUCACAGACUUAGGGCUAUUUGGGAUCUCAGGCGUGGUCUGAGAGGGACGGCGUGAGAACCAGCUGAAGCUGUCCCACGACUGGCUGUGCUAUCUGGCCCCUGAGAUCGUGCGUGAGAUGACCCCUGGGAAGGAUGAGGAUCAGCUGCCAUUCUCCAAAGCUGCUGACGUCUAUGCAUUUGGGACUGUCUGGUAUGAGCUGCAAGCACGAGACUGGCCCUUGAAGAACCAAGCUGCGGAGGCAUCCAUCUGGCAGAUUGGAAGCGGGGAAGGAAUGAAGCGUGUCCUGGCCUCUGUCAGCCUGGGGAAGGAAGUCAGUGAGAUCCUGUCGGCCUGCUGGGCUUUCAACCUGCAGGGGAGACCCAGCUUCAGCCUGCUGAUGGACAUGCUGGAGAAACUUCCCAAGCUGAACCGGCGGCUCUCCCAUCCCGGGCACUUCUGGAAGUCAGCUGAGUAA
Molecule: messenger RNA, 1586 nt
Organism: Cebus imitator (Panamanian white-faced capuchin)
Lineage: Eukaryota; Metazoa; Chordata; Mammalia; Primates; Cebidae
Gene: KSR1
Product: kinase suppressor of ras 1
Biological process (GO): protein phosphorylation
Molecular function (GO): ATP binding; protein kinase activity
Source: RefSeq, a predicted model, not a curated record